Aspergillus tanneri is the source of this 633-nucleotide messenger RNA. Its product is annotated as CENP-X/MHF2 family protein. Gene Ontology annotation, molecular function: protein heterodimerization activity. Gene Ontology annotation, cellular component: Fanconi anaemia nuclear complex; FANCM-MHF complex. Lineage: Eukaryota; Fungi; Ascomycota; Eurotiomycetes; Eurotiales; Aspergillaceae. The record is from RefSeq and is a predicted model, not a curated record. Gene Ontology annotation, biological process: replication fork processing; DNA repair; kinetochore assembly. The coding region runs from base 1 to 633 and encodes 210 amino acids. The transcript is spliced from 2 exons.
AUGCCACCCGCAAAACGCCAACCUCAAAACCUAAGGCAACAGCCUUUUAAGGUCCCACGUCGACAGACAUCUCCUGUCGCUGGCCCUUCGCAACCCGCAGGCGCGGCGGGACUAUCAACCAAACCCAAAUCUAAACCCACCGCGAAAUCGCAACAGAAAAAACCCUCAGCGUCCUCAUCUAAGACCUCGCGCCCCUCGAAGAUCACUAGCAAGGACAAACGACUCGUCUCAGAAAGCCCAGAAACCGAUGAUCAGUCAGAAUCAGGCUCCGACUCUAUCUCUAAUUCAAGCAGCCUAAGUCGCGAGCGUUCGAUCUCAGAAGAGCCCGAUUAUAUUCUUGCAGAGAUUACCCAUGCCGAACAACCGGAUGAUGUGACUACAAGCGAUCCUACGAUUCCAUCGAAACUCCUUACAAGGUUGCUACAUAGCCAUUUCCAGAACGGGAAAACCAAGAUCGCAAAGGAUGCGAAUGCCGUCGUUGCGAAAUACGUGGAUGUUUUUGUGAGAGAGGCUUUGGCGAGAGCUGCCUAUGAGAGGGUCGAGGCGACUGGUGGCGGGGGGUCUAUUGGAGAUGGGUUUUUGGAGGUCGAAGAUCUUGAGAAGAUGGCUCCACAGCUAGUUUUGGACUUUUAG